Styela clava is the source of this 1320-nucleotide messenger RNA. NCBI's taxonomy places the organism in Eukaryota, Metazoa, Chordata, Ascidiacea, Stolidobranchia, Styelidae. The record is from RefSeq and is a predicted model, not a curated record.
AUGUGUUAUGAAUCCGGACUUUUAUGUACCUAUACUACUAACGCUACAGUUGAAUUACCAGAUACUAAUUAUGAUGGAGAUGCAGCAGAAACUUGUUUCACUACUGUAUCAGGGACAACACCUUCUACUGCUUGUACAGCCGAUUCGGGAACAACUGUGUAUCACUGCAGUACGAAAUUUACAGUAACUGAUGGUGUCACUACGGGCGUUGUGCGAGGCUGUGCCCUGAGUACUUUUGGUGAAGACACUCACUCCGACGCAGUUCCAACCGAAGAUAGAUGUAUAACUGCUCUUAAUGCUAUCGGCAAUCCAACCGCGACAACAACUUGCUACUAUCAUUGCAGCACACCUGACAACUGUAACACUGAAAAUACAGCCUCGUUGAAACAAUGCCCAAAUGAUUGUACCUCCGGAUCUAGUCAUGGGAGCUGCAACUACAUCACCGGGGUAUGCGUUUGUAACUCAGGAUGGUCUGGUACUUAUUGCAACACGACAGUUACUACAACCUCAAGCGGGGCUUCCAGAAAAUGUGUUCAGUGUAACUCAGAAAUUGAUAGCGGAUGUAGUACAUCAACAACAAGUGUGGAUUGUCCAGGGACUCAAGCAUAUUGCUCUACAAGAACAUCAACCAUUUUUGACGGAUCCGAUGCAGUUAUUCACACUGUCACCACCAAAGCUUGCACAGCUGAUUUCAAAGCUGUUGAUCAAUGUGUAUUCAACGAUAUUCACAGUGACUCACCAAUCAACCUAGCAAGUGUUGGUUACAGCGAGUUUAACUGUUUUUCUACCUGCGAUACUAAUGAUUGCAACACCAACACAGCUGAUGGAAUGAUCAACGGUAAUGAAGCAGUUCCACUUCAAUGUGUCGUUUGUAGUGAUACCACAGGAGCCGGUACCUGCAACACAGCAACAGCAAGACAAGCUUGUCCGAGCGGAUCUACUCAUUGCAAACAUACAGCAAUAUACCAUAUAUCUGACAGAGUCUAUCUUUCUUAUGCAGCCAAUCCAGAAUAUGAACUUAUUAGCGUUGUACGUGAGUGCGCCACUGCUGCCGUGACAAGAGAAUGCACUGAAGCUUCAAUCGGAAGUCUCAGUUUCAAGAAAGUUACUUGCACUGAAACAUGCCAGGGUGACGGAUGUAACGUUGGAUGGCCUGCAAGACCCGAAUGUAUCACAUGCUCGUCACAUGCUACAUACGAUACUGAUGCCUAUGAUGAAUGUCUUAAAAAUCCACCAAUACCGGCUGCAUGCAGUCAUCCAUACCACUCAAGUUGCAUAAUCCACGACAGCGGUCUCGAGAAGGGAACUGGAAGUAUGUGA